This is a messenger RNA of Olea europaea var. sylvestris, 1040 nucleotides long. Its product is annotated as protein CURVATURE THYLAKOID 1A, chloroplastic-like. Bases 313 to 816 code for a protein of 167 amino acids. The record is from RefSeq and is a predicted model, not a curated record. NCBI's taxonomy places the organism in Eukaryota, Viridiplantae, Streptophyta, Magnoliopsida, Lamiales, Oleaceae. The transcript is spliced from 5 exons. Gene Ontology annotation, cellular component: chloroplast thylakoid membrane; thylakoid.
AAAGCAAAAGCAAAUAGUCAUAUAGACCAGCCCGCCUUUCGUUAUAUUAUGAUAUUGAGAAUUUCUGAAGAUAGGGAAUGACCAAUCAGAAACUUCAGUGUCUCCACGUGUCAUCCAAUUAAAUCACUUGAUUCUUGUCCGAAAGAAGGGAAAAAAUAUUGUGGAUAACAAGAAUUUGUCAACAAAAAUCUUUGCUUUACAACGAAAGGGUAUUUCAAUCGAGAAAUAGAGAAAGUAGAGGGUGAAGGAAGAGGAACGCAAAAGUCGGAACCAAAACCUAUACAAAGGCAUUAUUUGAUCAGCUAAUCCCAAAUGGCAGCGGUGGCAGCUUCCACUUCCACGUCGGCGUCCGCCGCCUUGAUGUACCGUCUCACCACCACCAAAUCCACCCACUGCUCCGCCUUGCCUCAUCUCCCUCCCCGUUUCUCUGCACCAGCCUUUUCCACUUCAUUCAAGCACUUUUCAGAGUCGAAGAGGUCUUCUCUACGUCGGAUGAAAGCUUCUUCAUCAGAUGAGACAUCUUCCCCUGUCGAUGCUAAUGAGUUAUUUACAGACAUAAAAGAAAAGUGGGACGCUGUUGAAAACAAGUCGACUGUACUUAUUUAUGGAGGUGGUGCAAUUGUCGCUGUGUGGCUAGCUUCCGUUGUAGUUGGUGCAAUAAACUCAGUUCCUUUGCUUCCAAAAAUCAUGGAACUGGUCGGGCUUGGAUACACCGGGUGGUUUGUGUACCGUUACCUUCUUUUCAAGUCUAGUAGAAAAGAACUGGCAACAGAUAUUGAAGCAAUAAAGAAGAAGAUUGCUGGAACUGCUGAAUAAUUUUCUUGCAUUCUGGUGCAGAUUUCGUUCUCCAGUCGUCCCAACCUUGGACCAAACUUAUUUACAUAUUCUGUAGAUCUUCUUGUGAUGUAGAAUAGGUGUAUGCAUUUCCAUCGCGUUCACUCCUUUCAUCUCUGAAUAAUGCAUUCAUGCAUGCUAUAAAGUUGAUCGUGUUCAUGAUUAUAUUCUCGUUUAUCAGCAAUUCAGAAUUUUGCAUUACACUA